Molecule: messenger RNA, 6319 nt
Organism: Meleagris gallopavo (turkey)
Lineage: Eukaryota; Metazoa; Chordata; Aves; Galliformes; Phasianidae
Source: RefSeq, a predicted model, not a curated record
CUGGCCCCGCGCGUGGAGGGCCCGGGGGUGGGAGGUCUGCUCCUCGAGCUGAGGAUGGGCCCGCGGCCUUUUCGGCUGUGGGCCUGGUGCUGGGUCCCCUGGCUCGGGCGGCACCUGUGGGUCUUCGUACACAGGCAGUGUCCUAUGGUACCGUGGCCUUGGGGGGGAUUUUGACCCAGCCCCUGAUGCCCAGCAUCGUUGCAGCUGUGUAGUGGGAAGGGAGCUCUUGCUGUUCUGUGAUGAAGCAUUGCUCCCGGGGUCCCCUUGCUACUGAGGCCCUUCACAGCUGUGGAAUUGCCUCAUAGCUAUGAUGUUUCCCCUGGGUUGCCUGCUUUAAUGACUGGGCUGGGUUAAACAGCACAGCCAGCCGGCUUCUGUGGUGCUGGAUUUUUAAGAGUUGGCUCUCUACUUGUGUCAUUCCUUGGGGAGAAGGAAAGCCUGGACUCAGGCAGGGAGCAGCAAUCCAAGUGCCGCCCUCAUACAGAGGGAGCUGUGGACUAGGACUGGUGGGAUGUGGGGAACCUGUGAUACGUAGGAGCUGCUAUGGGCUUCAGGCUGUAAAUAUGAAUGAAGUGUAGAAGGGAGAAUUAAAUGCUGAGGUCCCUUAAGGCUUGUUUCCCCUUUCGUGACCCAUUUGGUUUCAAGUGCAGUUGCUUAAAAUGUUGAUCAAUUAAAAAGGAACAUUUUGUUAGUUCUUGAUAUCGCUGGUGUUGUUGGCUUCUCUUUGUCCUGUUCUAUUCUUCACGUAGUGCUGUGUUGGCCCAUGCAGCCUGGGGUUGUCUGUGUGCAAACAUCCAGAGCUUUGAUUUGCAAAAUGCGUGAAAUAAGGAACUGGGCACUUCUGCAGUGUUAAUGGAGACUGGUGGCAGUAUGUCUGGUGGGCAGUUCUGUGUGUUACUGAGCAUCCUGUGAGAUGCUCAGGAGCAAAUGAGCAGGGGAUUUGCCCUGCGGUGUCUGAUUAGCAUUUGUCUUUGGAAAAAAAUGGUUAAAGUGAAGCAAAAUUCUUUCUUACAAACAUUUUGCUUUCUGAAUGUAUAUUCUUAUGUCAUCUCUUUAACUCCUUGUAUCUCUCUGCUUGGGGAUUUAUUUUCCUGAAUGCAUCAGAACAUUUUGGAGGGAAAUGUUGCUUUUAAGCAGACACCUCAUGCACUGAAAAAAUUCUCCAAGUCUCUUGUUUCUGAGCAACAUCCAGCUUCAAUCAGUCCUUCCACAAAUCUGGGACAUUUGGAAUAUUGCUAGUGCUAAAAAAGCUCCAAGGGCAGUUUUCCUUGUCUACGUGGCUCUGAUGGUUUCUGGUUGUUGGGGGAGUUCCUGCUGCUGUUGUUAAGGGCUUGGCUGUGGCUGCAGCUGUACAAGGAAUUGCCUCACAGAGUGCAGAGCAGUUUGUAAGGAGAAUAUUUGUCCCAGAGCUGACCUGGCUGGGCGGUGUGUUUGGAGGACUCUGGUUGGGGUGGGAAAGUGCCCUCUGGAAUGUCUCUGUUUCCCAGCAGCUCAUGGUGCUGUUACCAGAGAUACUUCUUCCCCGUCUGUUGAGAAGUGCUUUGGCGGCAGACUUUUGUCAGUGAAAUUUGUAAGUGGCAAGGAAACUAUAAAUUGUGUUUUUAUAUGUAUGUUUCAAACAAUUUAGAGGGAAUGAAGGACUCUGAGGCUUGUGCUUACUGCAUUGCAAUAGCUUCAGGAGCACCUCCUGAAAGAUCUCUCAGACAUUUCCCGACAGAUGUUUCUAGCCAACACACAAUUCGAUUGCAUGGACUCUUCUUAAGUGAAGUCCACAGAGAGCACCGGUUCAGAGGCUCGAUGUGAAGGACGUGGUGUGGUUCCCGCUGCCGUCCUGUGCUACACUGCCUACACUGCUAACUCGUGCUGAUGCCUUGGCUCCUGGCUCAGCUUGUCAGCAUCCCAGCACGGCAGACAGGAUUCCGCCCUGCGCCUGGCAGGGGUCGCGCUGCUGUCCAAGGUCCUGCAUGUCCUGAGUGCUCCUGGCCUGGGGGUCUUCGUUGCCGCGCUCUUGGGAGAUGCAGACGUGCCAGCAUGGCAGAGCUUUUCACAAUCCUUUGGGCUUUUCAAGAAAAAUGAGCGCUCAUUGAAAAUCUCCAUUUUUGAUAGAGCCAAAGGUUGAGUUUGUUACAGGAAUUAUUGAAACAGUUGCGUUAGAAUUGGCAGAAUUGUCUGCUUGGCUCUUCCUUGCUCAGCUGAGGAUGAAAAUCACUUCUGAACACAGAGAGGUUGAUGUUUGACUUCCAUCUUAAGAUGGAGCAGGAAGGCUUGGGCUUGCUGUUGGUACAAGGGCAGUUCACAGACGCUUCAUAGUCUUAUGCUAUCCGUUGUCAGAGCUAAAAGCAGAGCUGAAGCAAUGGUGAUGGAUGAGUGCUUUGCUUCACCAUUCCACUUGCCUGCUGUAGCUGUAAUGUCCCCCAUUUCCACGAUUUUAUAGGAUGGUUUGACUUAACAUCCCUCAAGGGACAGUGCUGUAAGGAUUUGCUGAUUGAUUAUGAAUGUAAAUCAUGCUUAAAAUGUGUCAAAUUCAACUUAGUUUACAAAUACAUUGUAGAUAAGAUCUCAGUAUUGGUUUUCUUCAGGACACCCGAAUUUCCCAUGCUCUGCCAAAUCUCGAGGAGUGUUAGAAAUGAGAUAGAAAGAAAAAAAGUCAGCUCUGCGGAACAAAGUUUUCCAGUUCUCCAGUUGUAUUGCAUAUAUGCAUUCUCUCCCAAUUCAAACAGGAUGUAAAGCAGGGUCCCAGUUCACAUUUUGUCUGUCUUCUAACAUCUGCAUGUGCUUUUCUGCACAUAAGAGGUGCUGGCCUGCAGUCUGCAAAUGAGACCAUUGCUUGGAUCUGCCACUCCAGAGUGCCUGUUUCAAAUUUGAGGGAUCACAUGUAAUAAUUCCAACAAGAACUCCUAGCUUAUUCCCGCAUGAGAGCCUGGCUUCAUGACUUUGAUGCCUGUGGACCAGCUAGCUCAGGGAUUGGGAGCUGUAGGAGUAUUUAAAUGUUUUGAUUUCUGCCUGUUGGGUCCUCAGAAGCCAUCCUGUGCCUCAGAGUUCCCUCAUCCUGGCAUACCAAGCUGUGUCCCGAACCACUGCUGGCAUAGGCGUGUGCUCUGACCAUUCCUGCAGCUGUGACCUCACAGCUCUUGUUAAAGAAUUGUUUACUGAAGCACAUGUGCUUUUCCUCCAGCCCUGCUCUUCUUUGCUAAGUGUGUUCAUAAUCCAAGAUUGGAGAAUUAGCCUGGCUCAGCAGUUUGUGUAUCCCCAAACCAGUCCCCUCUGUGCGGCACUGUGGUGCAUUCAGCCAUUUGUUUUGACCUCAGAACUAUUAUUUAAGGCAGAGGAUGAGAUAUUUUGCAAAACCCUUUCCAGAUUUGUGUGCAGUCACUUAUAUUCUGUGCCCUUCACUAGGCUUAUCAUUCUUCAGAGCAGGAGGUGAGCUGCUAACGAGUGGCAGAGUCACAAUCACAGAAAAAUGAGCUGUCACCUCGUGCUGUGACGUUCCAUACGAAGGCCAAAAAAAGCUGAUGCAUCCAGUAUGUAGGCUUUGUUAUUGCUUCAGAUCAGGCAGUGAGCUUGAACAUCAUUGUUUCAUGCUCUUCCAACCUCUGAACGUGUCAUUCACAAGCUCUGCUGCUGGUGGCCAGCACGUUGCCCUCGUGCUUGUUUCCUGCACACAGUGACCUGCUGCUCACCUGGGCAGGAGGUGGAAGGUGUCUGCUGGGUUGUGAUUGUCCACAGAAUGUGUGAUUUACUUUGCAAAGUAAAAAAAAGCAUCUUGAAGACAGCAGUUAUGGGCUUUCACAUGGGGAAUGCAGGCACAAAGGGGAGAAGUGAAUGCUGCUGACAUGAAACAGGGUGGAAUGAGGAAUUAUGCUUGGAUGUCAGCUGUUCGUGUUCUCUUGCUUUAAGCUAUAUGUAAGAUGAUGAUGACAGGGUUUACUUUUAAUGUGGCUGUAUUUUUUUGCUGCUUUAUGAUGUAAACAAUCUCUUUUUAAAUCUUUGUAGCGCGAAGUCGUUUUGAAAGAAGGAAGUGCUGCACUGGCUGUCUCUGAUGGGACUCCUGCAGUAAUGCAGUGUGACCUUCUGUGUGCUCCAGGAGAUUGAAUUUCACCCAGAAUUUCAUCACUGGGUUCAAUAACCUUAAGCAGAGUGGCUCUCUUUUCAAAGGAUUUCCAAGGAUGGGAGUUAUCAGUUUCUUUACCAGCAGCUUAUCCAACUGCUUAUCACCUUCAGAACAGCUUUGCCUUCCAUUUUUUUAAUGUGUUUUCCCUUGUCUUCUGUUACUCAGGCCGAGAUCCUUGUCCCUGUGGCUCCACCCUCUGCGAUGUGCACAGGCAGUGUUCAAGUUACCUCUUGAUCUUUCUUCGUCUUAAGUAGGUUCAGAUGCCUCUAGUUUUCCAGGCUGGGUCACUUUGCAGUUCCUGUCCUGAAUCCUCUCCAAGAACUCACUCCUCGCUGGAGAACCUCACAGGCCCCAGUAGCUAAAUCACAAAGGCUGAGGUUGGACUCGCCUGGCAUGGACCUUUCUUUGGAGACCACAGCCUCAGGACGGGCGUUUGCAUGCUUCUAGGAUCGUGUGUAAAGCUCCCAGCUUUCAGAACUAUACCCUUCGCAGGUGUUACAGCCGUGUGAAGGAGCAUGGUGUUGGGAAGAGGAAAAGCAGCUACACGUUUGAACAGCUGGAGCAGGUGUUUGGCCAGGGAGGAUGGGAUUCCCAGCCCUGCCAGCCUGUCCUCAUCAACAGCAGUGGCUUGUACCAGGAGCUGGAGUCGGAUGGCAGCACUAUGGAGGAAUUCUCGCAGGAGGACUGGGGAAACCACAGUCAGGAUCUUCAUUGCUACCAGACCGGUGAGCAGGAAUUAGAUGAAGUGCCUACCACAAAAAGAACAUUGAAGAUAAAACAGGAAUCUUCAGAAGACGCUCAGAAGCGCGACGUCAUGCAGAACAUUAUGCAAAUCUUGGAGUCUGUCCAGUUGAAGUGGGAGCUGUUUCAGAGCUGGACGGACUUCUCCAGGCUGCACCUCUCCAACAAACUGGCCAUUUUUGGCAUCGGCUACAACACGCGCUGGAAGGAGGACAUUCGCUACCACUACGCGGAGAUCAGCUCGCAGGUCCCGCUGGGCAAACGGCUCCGGGAGUAUUUCAACUCGGAGAAGCCGGAGGGCAGAGUCAUCAUGACCAGAGUGCAGAAAAUGAACUGGAAAAACGUUUACUACAAAUUCCUGGAGAUCACCAUCAGCGAAGCGAGGUGCCUCGAGCUGCACAUGGAGAUUGACUGGAUACCCAUCGCUCACUCCAAGCCGACGGGAGGCAACGUCGUUCAGUAUUUAUUGCCGGGGGGCAUCCCCAAAAGCCCGGGUCUGUACGCCAUCGGGUACGAGGAGUGCCACGACAAGCCCCACUCGCCUCUGGCGGAGCCGCGGGGCGCCGAUCCCAGCAAUGAGACUCCGGGGGAGCUGGAGGUGCCGUCGCCGCAGGCCUCGCUGCGGGUGGAGAUGGAGUCCGCCCGCAUCAUCUACUGUUACCUCGGCAUCGCCGAGGUCAGGACUCUCCAGCAGUGCCUGUUUUUACAUUUUCAGGCAAACACCAAAACCUUCAGCAAAGAGUGGGUUGGGAUCAACGCGUUUUUAUCUCAGAACUGCGUCGUAGAGCCCGGGGUCUCCCCGAAAUCCAUCUACAUCAAAUUUGUGGAAGUGGAGAGGGAUUUUCUUUCCGCUGGCUCUUUGGUAGAGUGCCUGGAAAAAGCCAUUGGAUACCCCUUAAAAUUCAACAACUGAAUCUCGUCCUUCAUAAGGACUGGGGCUUCCGCCCGUUUCCCAUCUCACCGUCGGACGCUGGUGGAUCCUGCGCGCGGCCGGAGGCGAAGGUGUUGCUCAGCAGUGUUUGAGGGGGGCUGCUGGGCCGUGGAGCAGCGCGGGGCGGCUGUGGGCAGCGCUGAGCCCUGCCAGCACAUCCCAUACAUUCCAUGUCGGACGGAGCGGACGUUUCAUACGAAAAGCUGUUUUUCCACAAUGUCUCAUUUUUACACAUCCGUCUCUAUAAGUGUUAUUACAAAUCUGAAUAAAUAAGCAAUAGAUAAUGGCGAGUUAAAUCUUGAAUCACGUUAAAGGAGACUGUUUUUCAAAGCCACCCUUAGAUACUAUUGUAUAUAAUUUAGAAACUCACUUUUUUCACCCAUCCAGUGUUCUCCUCUCUCCAAACAGUGUUGCCUGCAAAGACUUUUGUUUCUGUGAUGUAUUCCACUUUCCUAGUAGUGUUGCCAUAUCCACUUUUUAUUUUAUUUUAUUUUAUUUUAUUUUUUAACAUUAAAAUAAUUCCCGGGCUUUUAUUA